Sphaerodactylus townsendi is the source of this 2213-nucleotide messenger RNA. RefSeq names its product loricrin-like. Bases 84 to 2213 code for a protein of 709 amino acids. The transcript is spliced from 2 exons. The record is from RefSeq and is a predicted model, not a curated record. NCBI's taxonomy places the organism in Eukaryota, Metazoa, Chordata, Lepidosauria, Squamata, Sphaerodactylidae.
ACCUGCUUUAGUUUCAGUUGCUGCAAAAAAGAGCAUUCUUCCAAACAAAACACCAUUUGAAACUUCCACUAAUACUCAAGAAGAUGAGUUUUGGGCAGCAGAGACAGAGCAGCUCUUGUGGCGGUGGUGGUGGUGGAGGAGGAGGAAGCUCUUCAUGCAGCGGAGGUGGAGGUGGAAGUAGUGGAGGAGGCUCCUCUGGACAGCAGAGGCAAGGGUGCUGCUGUUGCUGUGGUGGAGGUUCCUCUGGAUCUUCUGGUGGAAUGCAACAAAUGCAAGGAUCUGGAUCCAGCUCUGGUUGUGGAGGAGGAUCGAGCAGCAGUGGUGGACACCAGAGCAUCAUAAUCUCAAGCGGUGGAGGAGGACAGAGCUCUGGUGGAGGCGGAAGCAGCGGUGGACAGUCUUCUGGAUGUUGCAUGGGUGGCAGCUCAGGAUUAUCUCAACAAAAGAUUCCAUUAAUAAGUGGGGGUAGUGGAGGUGGUUGUGGAGGAGGCAGCUCUGGUGGAGGCGGAAGCAGUGGUGGACAGUCUUCUGGAUGCUGCAUGGGUGGUGGCUCAGGUGGGGGAUCAGGAUCAUCUCAACAAAAGAUUCCAUUAAUAAGUGGAGGCAGUGGAGGUGGUUGUGGAGGAGGCAGCUCUGGUGGAGGCGGAAGCAGUGGUGGACAGUCUUCUGGAUGCUGCAUGGGUGGUGGCUCAGGUGGAGGAUCAGGAUCAUCUCAACAAAAGAUUCCAUUAAUAAGUGGAGGUAGCGGAGGUGGUUGUGGAGGAGGCAGCUCUGGUGGAGGCGGAAGCAGUGGUGGACAAUCUCCUAUUUCAGGAGGGUCCAGUGGAGGAGGUGGAGGUUCAGGAGGUAGUGUUAAAAUUAUGGGUGGGGGAUCUGGUGGGGGUGGGAGCAGUGGUGGUCAGAGUUCAGGAGGCUGUGGUAUGGGAGGGGGUGGUGGCUCAGGAGGUGGUGUCAAAAUUAUAGGUGGGGGAUCCGGUGGUGGUGGUGGUAGCAGUGGUGGUCAGAGUUCAGGAGGCUGUGGUAUGGGAGGGGGUGGUGGCUCAGGAGGUGGUGUCAAAGUUAUAGGUGGGGGAUCCGGUGGUGGUGGUGGUAGCAGUGGUGGUCAGAGUUCAGGAGGCUGUGGUAUGGGAGGGGGUGGUGGCUCAGGAGGUGGUGUCAAAGUUAUAGGUGGGGGAUCCGGUGGUGGUGGUGGUAGCAGUGGUGGUCAGAGUUCAGGAGGCUGUGGUAUGGGAGGGGGUGGUGGCUCAGGAGGUGGUGUCAAAGUUAUAGGUGGGGGAUCCGGUGGUGGUGGUGGUAGCAGUGGUGGUCAGAGUUCAGGAGGCUGUGGUAUGGGAGGGGGUGGUGGCUCAGGAGGUGGUGUCAAAAUUAUAGGUGGGGGAUCUGGUGGAGGUGGUGGUAGCAGUGGUGGUCAGAGUUCAGGGGGCUGUGGUAUGGGAGGGGGUGGUGGCUCAGGAGGUGGUGUCAAAAUUAUAGGUGGGGGAUCCAGUGGUGGUGGUGGUCAGAGUUCAGGGGGCUGUGGUAUGGGAGGAGGUGGUGGCUCAGGAGGUGGUGUCAAAAUUAUAGGUGGGGGAUCCAGUGGUGGUGGUGGUAGCAGUGGUGGUCAGAGUUCAGGGGGCUGUGGUAUGGGAGGGGGUGGUGGCUCAGGAGGUGGUGUCAAAAUUAUAGGUGGGGGAUCCAGUGGUGGUGGUGGUGGUAGCAGUGGUGGUCAGAGUUCAGGAGGCUGUGGUAUGGGAGGGGGUGGUGGCUCAGGAGGUGGUGUCAAAAUUGUAGGUGGGGGAUCCAGUGGUGGUGGUGGGGGCAGCAGUGGUGGUCAGAGUUCAGGGGGCUGUAGUAUGGGAGGGAGUGGUGGCUCAGGAGGUGGUGCCAAAGUUAUAGGUGGGGGAUCCAGUGGGGGCGGGGGUAGCAGUGGUGGCCAGAGCUCUGGCUGCUGCAUGGGAGGGGGAUCCGGUGGCGGAGGUAGCUCAGGUGGCCAGAGCAUCAUAGUGCCAUCUGGUGGUGGAGGUGGUGGUAGCAGUGGAGGCCAGAGUUCCGGCUGCUGCAUUGGAGGAGGCUCCGCUGGUGGAAGUAGCCCAGGUGGCCAGAGCUCUGGAUGCUGCAUUGGAGGAGGCUCUGGAGGAGGCUCCCAGUCUAUGCAGCAAAAACAACCCCUUGUACUUCCACUCUCCAUGUGUCAAACCAAGCAGUCUUCCCAAUGGCCACCAAGCCAGAAGUAA